Cuscuta epithymum is the source of this 1427-nucleotide messenger RNA. Lineage: Eukaryota; Viridiplantae; Streptophyta; Magnoliopsida; Solanales; Convolvulaceae. The record is from the annotation of a GenBank genome assembly.
GAUUUUAUUUUCGGACCUGGACUUAUCCAAACUUACACGCCCAAAUACAAGCUCAAAUCCCAUUCCCAAAUCUCACCCCCAUACGUGAGACUUGGAAAUCCAUCUGCUAGACGCGCAAAGCUGGGACGCGAAGAAGAGGCUGCGACGCAAAUACUGAGUUUGGGAAAUCAAGAACAGCUCCAUCAAUCUAGGUACACAUAAUGUCACAUAGUGACAUGCCCCAAGAUAAUGAUAGUGAUAUGGAUGAGAUUGAAGAAGAUGAGAGUAGAGAAGAUAUGUAUAGACAUAUUAGAUAUUUAUUUGUAGUCAUUCAGACCGCCAUAUACAUGUUAAGCUUGCACGUAGUUAACAUGCAUCAGAAUCGUGUGAACCGUUACUCACUUGCGAGGAGACCAAAAACUAGAGAUGGCUAUGACUAUAUUCAUAAAAUCCUGAAGGAAGAUCCAAAAGAUUUUCGGGAUAUUUAUAGAAUGUAUCCAGACGUUUUCUUGAAAUUAUGCCAUAUUAUUAGGGAGAAACAAUUGUUGGCAGAUACAAGGUACGUCAGCAUUGAGGAAAUGCUUGCAACAUUCUUAGUUAUUGUUGGUCAGAACAAUCGUUUUGGCUACUUGUAACUUUGAUCUACAAUUUAUGUAUGUGUUGAGUGGCUGGGAGGGAUCAGCACACGAUUCAAAAGUUUUGACUGAUGCAUUGACAAGGGAAAACGGUCUGAAAGUUCCCAAUGGUACGCCUGUGUGACAUUAUAUAUUGCCUUUAUCAGUAGUAAUCAAUGUGGUUGUUAUAUACUACUAUCACCUAUUUGGUGUUUUUAUUGUUAUUACAAUUACUAUUUGCUAUUAUUAUUCUUCCAACUAUUAGCACCUUUUCGAGGUACCCGCUAUCACCUACAAGAUUUUGCUGGUCAAGGUCGUGAUCCAAAUAAUUCGAAGGAACUUUUUAAUCUUCGUCAUGCUUCACUAAGGAACGUAGUUGAAAGGAUAUUUGGGAUAUUCAAGUCAAGAUGAAAUCCGAUCUUUUGAAGCGGAAGAUGUUGAACAAUAUUUUGAAAGUCAAGAACAACAAAGGGCUAAUGCAAAUGCUUGGAGGGACACAAUAGCAUCUAAUAUGUGGAAUGAUGCUAUGAACUAGUAUAGGUCAUGUGAUUGUCCAAGUAGCAUUUAUGUUAAGUUAUUUUUGUUUUAUGCUUUCAUACAUGUGGUAUGUUGGUGAUGAUGCUUAUGACUUGAAACUGCUGAAAAUAUGAUUGUCUUAGGUGAAUUGAGUUAUGUGGUGUACGAAUGUGAUGUAUUAGGAUUUAAGAAGAGGUAGGUGUUAAUUUUUGCCUUGUUGGCGAGUCUUAUUUUUUCUUGAUGUUGUAAUUUUAACUCAGUUACCCAGGUUUUUAUGAAUACCCAAUGUGUUCUAUGAAAAAAAAAGCAUUUACAUAA